This is a messenger RNA of Closterium sp. NIES-65, 5301 nucleotides long. The record is from the annotation of a GenBank genome assembly. Lineage: Eukaryota; Viridiplantae; Streptophyta; Zygnematophyceae; Desmidiales; Closteriaceae.
AUGGAUCUCCUCUUUCAAAAGUCCCUCACCGACGUCAUCAAAUCCCUCCGCGCCGCACCAUCCCCCGCCGAAGAGGCCAAGAUCCUCGCGAAAACCCUCCGCGACGUGCGGCGCGAAGUCAAGUCGUCGGAUCCGCGCAGCAAGGCGGCAGCACUAGAGAAGCUCCUAUACCUGCACAUGCUGGGGCAGGCGGGCGGCUCGGAUAUCGCGUGGGCGGCGUUCCCGUCCGUUGAGGCCAUGGGGUGCCACCGCAGCUUCGCCGUUAAGUACGUUGGUUACCUCGCCGCCGCGCAUAGUCUCUCCUCGGCGCCCGACGUGGCGGUUCUCGCGACGCACCAGCUGCGGAAGGAUCUGACCGGGCAGCACCCGCACGACGCGUCGCUCGCGCUCUCAUGCAUCGCUUCGGCGGCGCCGCCGGGGCUAGCGGCGGAGCUCACGACGGAGGUGGUGGCGCUGCUGAACGGCACGCGCGUCGCGGGGCGGCGCAAGGCCACUCUGGCCAUGCUCAGAAUUGUGCACCAGCAGCAGAUGCAGCAUCAAAGUAGAGCGAGCGGCGGGGUUGGAGGAUCAGGAGAAACAGGCGGAGACGACGACGAGCUGCCUGCGCUGCUCGCGAGGCUCGCGGAGCGCCUGCACGACAGCGACAGGGCAGUGGUAACCGCCGUGGUGUCGCUGGUGUGCGAAUUAGUCCUGCACGAGCAGCACCAGCGGAGCACUAGCAGCAGCACCCCUAUCGAUCCAACCCUCCAAUCCGGCCCUUCACAAGCACAGCAAACCCAGCAGCAGCAGCAGCGCGCGGCCUCGGGCAAGCCACUACCGUCCAGGUACCUGCCUCUGGCGCCCGAUCUGUUCCCGCUACUGCACCCGUCGUCGUCCCCCUGGCUGCUCAUCAAGCUCGUGAAGACGUUCGCCGCGCUCGCCGCCGCGGAGCCCCGCGUGGCGCGCAAGGUGGCGGAGCCCCUGGCGGCGCUGCUGCGCGCCACGCCCUCCAAGUCGCUGCUGCUCGAGAGCGUGCGCGCCGUCGCGCUCAGCAUGCGCCACGUGGACUCCCUGCGCCAGCUGGCCAUCCGCGUGGCAGCCACGCGGCUAGUGGCGAACGAGCCACUGGCUGCGGAUCUUGGCACAGGCAGCGCAGGGGACGGUGGGGGCAGCGGCGCUGGCGGUGCAGCGGCCAGCAGCAGUGGCAGCACUUCUGGUGCUGCGAGCGCGGCAGCACCGGCAGCGGUGGUGGGAGCGCACGACGCGAACGUACGUCUGCUGGGGCUGCGAGCACUGGAGAUGUUCCUCCCACACCACGCCCUUGAGGUUUUGCGCUUCAAAUCCGCCAUCAUCGCAUCACUCGACGACGCAGACCCCGCCGUGCAAUCCGCAGCGCUGCGCCUGAUCACAGCGCUCGUCACGCGCCCGUCGCUCGUGCCGUCGGUGGCGGCGCUGCGGCAGCGCAUGGCGGGGGCGGCGGCGGCGCGCAGCCCGCUGUGCGGCGAGCUGGUGACGGCCGUGCUGCAGAUGUGCGGCGCGGGGGGGUUUGAACGCGUGGCGGAUUUCGUGUGGUACAUAGACGUGCUUCAGGACAUCUGCUACGUGGCGAUUGUGGGCGGGGGUACCUCCACUGCCAGCCUCGCCCUGCCCUCACACGCAGGUGCAGGCGCAGCAGCAGCAGCAGCGGACGAGAGUGUGUGGUCACUGGCACCCCUGGGAGACCCAUCAGCCAGUUCCCAUGGAUACAGUCGCAGAGUGAGUGGUGCCUCCGGUCUCACCCACGCCCUAUCAGCCGGAGCAGCAGGGGCAGAAGCAUGGGCGGGCAGUGAGAGGAGCAGGGAGGUGGGGCGGCACCUGGUGGCGGUGGCACUGGGGUCGCCCGUGCCGGUGGCAGACCGGGCGCGAGUGAGAGCAGCGGCGCUGCACCUGGCGCUGCGCCUGGUGGGGGAUACAGCGCUGCUGAGGAGCAGGGCGGGCGGCGACCACGUGCUGGCUGCUGCAGCGUUCCUCCUGGGCGAGUGCGCUCACGAGCUGCUGCCCCGGGGUGCUGGUGCUGCUGCAGCUGCAGGGGCGCGUGAGAGCAGCAGCACUGGCAGUGGCACAACCGCGCUCUCUGCUCCAUCCCAAUCCCCCUCUGCACCACCAUUGUCAAGAUCAGAAUCAGCAGGUGCCCUGGACUCGACUCUGUCCUCCCUGCUCGCCUCGCUGCUUCAGCCAAGUGUGCUGCUUCUGCCCCCGGCAACCCAGGCUGUGUUCCUACAGGCCGCUCUCAAGGUGCUCCUCGCCCUCACAGCGCAAGCCACACCCACGCGCCUGCUGCCAAGGGGGUCAUCACCACCAGCAACUGGGAGCAGCCUUGGAGCAGGAAGCGAAUCGCCAGGCUCGGUAACUAGUGGUGGCUGUGCUGCGGCAGGGACAGAAGCGCGGUGGACUGUGGCAGCAGCGGCAAUGGCAGAGGCAGCAGGAGCAAGGGGGAGCGGAGUGCAUUGGGUGGUGCAUGUGCUAGAGGAGGCACGUGAGCGGCUGGUGCCGUUCCUGCAGUCUGCUGAUGCAGAUGUGGCGGACAGGGCCUGCAAUGUGGCUGCUCUGCUGGGCCUGCUGCUGCCUCUGCUGCUAGAGUCUGUGCGCGCUGAGAGGCAGGUUGAUCAGGAAGGGCAGGAAGGAGGAGGGGCAGCAGGAGAAAGUGAUGUUGCUGGAAGCACUGUGGAGGGAAAGCCGGUGGAUUGGGGAAAUGCAGGCGUGGGCGUGAAUGAACAGCACAAGCAACAGCAGUUGGAGCAGCAGUUGCUGAUGCUUUACACCUUGGCCUCACUCUUCCCUGCCUCCCAAUUUGACGCGGCCGCACCCCACCCUCCUCUUGCGCUCACACCUCCGGCGUCUAAAGUCACAGCAGUGGGAGCAGCAGGCAAGCAGCAGCUACUGCGAGCUGUGGAGAAAGCAGCAGUGGCGAUGGGAGUAGGCCCUCCUGGUGCCAUGCCUUGUGGCAGCAGCAGUGGUUAUGGUGCUGGUGCUGCUGCUCUGGCAUGGCUGGACGCUUUUGGGCAGUCAUCACACGAUGAGUGGGAUUCUGGUAUCCUCUUUGUGCGCUCGCUGCCACCCCGCUUCCUGCCCACCUCCUCCAUCCCCUCUUCCUCCUCUGCCAUUCCUGGCAGCAGGACAGCAGCAGCAGCUGGAGGGGCAGGAGUGGCGCUGCAUGGUGGUGCUAUGGGCUAUGCUGUGCCUGGACAAACGAUGGGUGGAGGGGGAGGAGGGGGGGCAGGCGGUGCGAGUACGACCCAGCAGGUGGGUGCUGGGGUGGAAGGCAGCACGGAGGAGUGGCGCAAGCGCAACAGUCUCUUUUACCUGCCAUCAGGGGGUUCCCCCAAGGCAGAGGGCAGAGGCAAGGAGGUGCAGAGCAGGGAAGGGGAGGGCAGGGGCAGUGCAGGGGGUGCAGAGUUUUCUCCUGGUGCUGCUGCUGCUGCUGCGUCGAGUGUUUCAGCGAGAGGAGAUUUCCCGUCGGCUGUGGGUGACUAUGACUACCCACCUGCCGUUGGCGACGAGGCUGUUGCAGAAUUUCUGCCGUCGAGAGGGUCGGGGGGAGGGAGCAAGCGAGCACCACCGUUGUGUGGCUUGGCUCAGAGAGAUGAUGGGGAUGGGGAUGAUGAUGAUGAUGAUGGGGAUGAUGAUGAUGAUGGGGAUGAUGAUGAUGAUGAUGAUGGGGAUGAUGAUGAUGAUGGGGAUGAUGAUGAUGAUGGGGAUGAUGAUGAUGAUGGGGAUGAUGAUGAUGAUGAUGGGGAUGAUGAUGAUGAUGGGGAUGAUGAUGAUGAUGAUGGGGAUGAUGAUGAUGAUGAUGGGGAUGAUGAUGAUGAUGAUGAUGGGGAUGAUGAUGAUGAUGAUGAUGGGGAUGAUGAUGAUGAUGAUGAUGAUGAUGAUGGGGAUGAUGAUGAUGAUGAUGGGGAUGAUGAUGAUGAUGAUGGGGAUGAUGAUGAUGAUGGGGAUGAUGAUGAUGAUGGGGAUGAUGAUGAUGAUGAUGGGGAUGAUGAUGAUGAUGAUGAUGAUGGGGAUGAUGAUGAUGAUGAUGGGGAUGAUGAUGAUGAUGAUGGGGAUGAUGAUGAUGAUGAUGGGGAUGAUGAUGAUGAUGGGGAUGAUGAUGAUGAUGGGGAUGAUGAUGAUGAUGGGGAUGAUGAUGAUGAUGAUGAUGGGGAUGAUGAUGAUGAUGAUGAUGGGGAUGAUGAUGAUGAUGGGGAUGAUGAUGAUGAUGAUGAUGAUGAUGAUGAUGAUGAUGAUGAUGAUGAUGAUGAUGACGACGACGACGACGACGACGAUGAUGAUGAUGACGAACAGCUUCCUUGCAAUUUCCCUCCCCCUCCCCCCUUCCCACCCUCCCCUUCCCCUCCUCCCCUCCCCGAUCGCACCCCGCCGCCCCCCUGGUCUCCUCUCUCUCACCAAAUCUAUCACAACUUCUCAUUGCAUAGCCUCGUCCUCCCAUUACCUUCCCACAACGAGCAGCGGCGGCAGGCGUGGGCGUGGGAGCGCAAGCAGGCGAUCGCAGCGGGGCGAGAGGACGAGGUGCAGGGGGGCACGGAGGCCACGCUCUCACUGCACACCACGCCUCUCACCUUCGACCCCUUCGUGCCACCCGCCUUUGCUGACUUCCUGAACCACUCCUUCCACUGCCUCUCCUUCUACUCCACCGGCCUCUCCUCCCAAGCAAGCCUCGAGAAAACCCGCGCAGCGAACCCGGAGCAGAAGUUUUUGACGCUGCCCGAGAUGAUGGCGGAGCACGGGCAUGCGUAUGUGGACGUGUUAAAGCUGGACUGCGAGGGGUGCGAGGAAGAGGUGCUGCUGGAGCUGGGCUCUACUGUGUACCCCUCACAGCUACCCCUCGUGGGGUGGCCGAGAGCGGAGAGGGAAGAGGAGGAGGAUAUGGGGGGUGGGCGGAGGGAAGGACGGCGGGAGGUGGUGGUUGGUGGUGGUGGAAGGAGGGGAUUAGCGGGGUCGGGGGUGGUGGUGAGAGGCGGUGGCGAGGGCAUGGUGCGAGGUGGUGAGGGGGAGAGAGUUCCAGCGGUUGGUCAGAUACUGGUGGAGAUGCACAGCACUCUCACCAAUCAUCUCGUACCUCUCCAUCUCCUUCCCCCUCACCUCUCGUCACGCCUCCCUCGACCGCAUGCCCACCUGCCCUCUCUCCCCCUCCCCAGGGUGAACGACUCAGCAGCGACACUGGCAGUGGUGGGGCAUCUAGAGCAGCUGGGGUACCGUCUCUUCCACGUGGAGCCCAACCCUGUCGCGCCUGCACACUACGAGGAGCUCGCCUUCAUCCACAGGCGCCUCGUUGACGUUUGA